AUGAUCGCCAGCCCGCUCCUGGCGGCACCCGCGCCUUCUCUGGCUAGCGUGACGUUCUUGAACGUGGACAACGGCGCGACCGUGUCCUCGCCAGUGCACCUGGAGCUGGCCGUCAAGGGCUACGACGUUUGGCCUGCUAGCGAGGGCGUGGUGCCUGGCACCGGCCACUUCCACGUGAUCGUGGACCGCGCCAGCUCCGAGAAACUGGAGGAGGGUGACGUCAUCCCCUUUGACGCGACACACCUGCACUACGGGAAGGGGCAGGUUUCUGUGGAUGUCCCCUUGACCCCGGGCAAGCACACACUCACUCUGCAGUUCGCCAACGCGCUGCAUGAGAGCUACGGCGAGGCGGAGCGUGAAGACAUCUCCAUCACUGUUCAGUGA
Messenger RNA from Monoraphidium neglectum, 384 nucleotides. RefSeq lists its product as hypothetical. The coding region runs from base 1 to 384 and encodes 127 amino acids. The record is from RefSeq and is a predicted model, not a curated record. NCBI's taxonomy places the organism in Eukaryota, Viridiplantae, Chlorophyta, Chlorophyceae, Sphaeropleales, Selenastraceae. The transcript has 5 exons.